CCCCUGCUCUGGCUCCUCCCAUUCCCUCUCAAUGACAUUCUCCUCUUGCUCAGCCAGUGACAGACCGGCAGCUCUGCGCCUCAGGCCGCCUUCAUCUGUGAGGAACCUUUAGAGCCGGCCUUUCAGUCGCAUAGACCUUCCUCUGGAGCGGCUGUCUUGUCGCAAGAGAAAGUGAGAGUGGGACCGUCUCCUUGGCACUUCCCCGCUCCCUGCACUGCAGCAGCAUCACCGGCAGCCUCUCCCGGCUCUGCACUCGCUGAGAAGAGGAAGUGGAAGCGCCACUCUGCUGCCCGGGACCUGCUAGCCUGCUGGUGAGUGGGAGAGGGAUGAAUGGACAGGGACACUGGAACUAAGAGUGGGCUCUCUGUGUGAUUCCACCUGCUAUAUAGCUGCCGGCGCGGAGGGUGAGAUGGCUGAUUGGGCACCAGGGAAAAGGAGGCGGAGCGAAGGCCCUGGCAGCAGCCUGCUGAGUGAGGAGGAUGAAUGGGCAGGGGGCGUGGGCUAUGUGAGUGGGCGUGGCGUGUUGCUGUUGUAUAAGCAGAGGAUGAGCGCAAAGCUGCGCAGGUGUCUGCUCUGUCUGCGCACGGGGAUUGGCUGCACAAGAAUACUUAACACGGAAGAACAGCAGAUUCUUACCCAGCAGUAUCGCAGUAAUAUUGCAACCGGCAAUUAUGCCUUUGGCAGAAGAGACAGCUGUACUAGAUGACCCCCCUCGGACUGUGCCGAUGGUUGUUAUAGGCAAUGGACCUUCAGGGAUCUGUUUGUCAUAUAUGCUGUCAGGAUACAGGCCAUACCUUUGUUCAGAUGCUAUGCACCCUAAUCCAAUCCUUCAGAGCAAGCUGGAGGAAGCGAGACACCUCUCUAUUCCAGAGCAGGAUUUAGAAUACUUAUCUGAAGGUCUUGAAGGUCGCUCAUCUAAUCCAGUUGCAGUUUUGUUUGACACCCUUCUUCAUCCUAACGCAGACUUUGGGUAUGAUGAUUACCCAUCUGUUCUGCAGUGGAAAUUGGAAUCAGAACAUCAUAUUCCCCAUUUGGUGCUCGGCAAAGGACCGCCUGGUGGCGCCUGGAACGACAUGGAAGGAUCCAUGCUGACUCUUAGCUUAGGGGACUGGAUGGAAUUGCCUGGACUUAAAUUUAAAGACUGGGCAUUGUGUAAUAGAAGAAAUUCAAAAAAUAAUCGCGCUACGCCAGCAGAUGUGGCUUCUUAUUACAAGCACUACAUCAAGUCAAUGGGCCUCAAAAGGAACUUCAUUGACAAUUCCUACGUUACCUACGUGGCCAAGGCUUACAGAGAAGCGGAAGAGUCUACAGACGAAGAGACUAAACGGAUUUCAUCAGAACAGCCGCAAAAUGAACAAAAUGAUGUGUAUUUGAAAAACUGGGAAAUUCAAGGCUACCGAAGAGCAGCUGAUGGGUUACGCGAGCCUUUUUGUCUCUUUGCGGAGACGGUGGUCCUUGCUACAGGAACAUUUGAUGCACCGGCACGACUGGAAGUGAAUGGAGAAGACUUGCCUUAUGUUUCUCACUCUUUGUCGGAGUUUGAGGCAGCCGUCUGUAAAGGAAAAUUCAGGGGAACAACAGACCCGGUGCUUAUUGUAGGAGCAGGACUGACAGCUGCUGACGCUGUCCUUUGUGCCCACAACCACAAAAUUCCAGUCAUACAUGUUUUCCGUAGACGACUUCAUGAUCCAAGUUUGAUUUUCAAGCAGUUGCCCAAAAAACUGUACCCAGAAUAUCACAAAGUGUACCACAUGAUGUGUACCCAGUCAUACGGAACACCUUCCCUUCAUCCAAGGUAUACCAGCUUUCCUGAGCACUGUGUGCUUACUUUUAACUCAGAUAUGAAGUGUGUUCUGCAGAGUCCCUCUGGACUGAAGAAAGUAUUCAAAAUAUCCAAGGCCUUGGUUCUAAUAGGUUCUCACCCCAACCUUUUUUUCUUAAAAGAGCAAGGCCGAAGUCUUGGUCACCACCCUAAUCAGCCCAUCACAUGCAAGGGUAAUCCAGUGGAGAUAAACCCUUACACUUAUGAAGUCUCCAAGGAGCCUAACCUUUUUGCAUUGGGACCACUGGUGGGCGACAAUUUUAUUAGGUUCCUAAAAGGUGGGGCGCUUGCCAUAACGCGAUGCCUGGAAAUGCGACUUAAAAAUAAGAAUCAACAAGAUGAAAGUGCCAGUAAUGACGGGGCGGGCUAAAACUUAAAGUAGCCCCUUAAAACACUGCCCCAUAUUUAGAGGAGAACUAAAGCCUAAGUAAAGAAGUAGCUAGAAAUGUUGUACAUUAUGUGUUGGUUUUCUGUACCAGCCGGAGGCAACCACAGCCCUUUAGCAGUAAAGAUCUGU
Molecule: messenger RNA, 2339 nt
Organism: Xenopus laevis (African clawed frog)
Lineage: Eukaryota; Metazoa; Chordata; Amphibia; Anura; Pipidae
Gene: osgin2.L
Product: oxidative stress induced growth inhibitor family member 2 L homeolog
Exons: 6
Coding region: 672-2192 (506 amino acids)
Biological process (GO): signal transduction; negative regulation of cell growth
Molecular function (GO): growth factor activity
Source: RefSeq, a predicted model, not a curated record